Glycine soja is the source of this 1542-nucleotide messenger RNA. RefSeq names its product vinorine synthase-like. Bases 76 to 1377 code for a protein of 433 amino acids. NCBI's taxonomy places the organism in Eukaryota, Viridiplantae, Streptophyta, Magnoliopsida, Fabales, Fabaceae. The transcript has a single exon. The record is from RefSeq and is a predicted model, not a curated record.
ACCACGAGCAAAUUGCAAAUUUAAGACUAGACAAUUAAACCUCGUCAAUUACUAGCACUAGCUAAGAAAAGAAAAAUGAAGGUUGAAGUUGAAGUAAUCUCCAAAGAACUCGUGAAACCCUCCUCUCCCACCCCCAACCAUCUUCGUCAUUACAAUCUCUCCUUGCUCGACCACCUCACUCCCCAACUCAACAACUCCAUGGUCUACUUCUUCGCUGCCAAUAAUGUUUCAAACCAAUUCUUAAACACCUGCACCGAAAAUGCUUCCAACCACCUCAAGAAAUCUCUCUCAGAAGCCUUGACACAUUACUACCCUCUUGCGGGAAGACUCGUGGACAAGGCUUUCAUAGAGUGCAACGACGAGGGUGCCCUCUACUUGGAAGCCAAAGUGAGGUGCAAGCUCAACGAUGUUGUGGAGAGUCCUAUCCCCAACGAGGUUACAAAUUUGUUACCCUUUGGAAUGGAUGAUAUCGUUGACACACCCCUUGGCGUUCAACUUAACGUUUUUGAAUGCGGUGGAAUAGCCAUUGGUGCAUGCAUGUCCCACAAGAUUGCUGAUGCUAUGUCCUUUUUUGUGUUCAUUCAAACUUGGGCUGCUAUUGCACGUGAUUACAAUGAAAUCAAGACACAUUUCGUUUCUGCCUCCUUAUUUCCCCCGAGGGAUAUACCUUGGUAUGAUCCCAACAAAACCAUCACAAAACCUAACACUGUGUCCAGGAUAUUUGUGUUUGAUGCUUCUGUUAUAGAUGGUCUUAAAGCAAAAUAUGCAGAAAAAAUGGCUCUGCAGAAACCCCCUUCACGAGUUGAGGCUCUAUCAACUUUCAUAUGGACCCGCUUUAUGGCUUCCACUCAGGUUGCAGCAUCUGAGAGCUCUAAAUUCUACGUGGUGGCUCACACUGUGAACCUGCGUUCGAGAAUGGACCCUCCACUACCAGCACAUGCUUUCGGGAACUACUAUCGGGCUGUUAAAGCGUUUCCAUCACUUGAUGAUAAAGGGGAAUGCUAUGAGCUGGUGGAGAAGCUGAGAGAAGAAAUAAGGAAAAUUGACAAUGAAUAUAUUCUCAAACUUCAGGAGGGCUCUGAGUACUUGAGCUCUCUUAGAGAAGAUUUGCGCAGAUUCGAGAAUAUUAAGGGGGAAAUUGUGCCGUUUACCUUCACUGCUUUGUGCAGGUUUCCAGUGUAUGAUGCUGAUUUUGGCUGGGGAAAGCCAAUUUGGGCAUGCCCACCUGCAUGGAAAGUAAAAAAUGUGGUCGUUUUUACAGAUACCAAGUUUGGUGGUGGCAUUGAAGCACAUAUCAGCAUGAUGGAGGAGGAUAUGGCUAGAUUUCAAAAUGACAAGGAGCUCCUUCUACAUAGUUCUACUAAAUAUCUAAAUUGAUACAGUCAAUGGGGGGAGCAAGGUCUUACGUAUUUGUAAUUUAUGACUGCAUGCAUGUCCUAUUUAAUUUCUAAACGUGUUGUUGGUUAUUGAUAAAAUUCCUCAAGAUCUUGUCUAUCUUUAAGCCAUAGUAUACCAAUAAAGGAAAUGCUUGAUAUUUCUUAA